AUGGGAUCUUCGACUGGUAACGGUGAAGCAGUCUCGGAACAAGCGCGUUCGGACAAACCCUUUCCCAUCACCGAAAUCAGAACCAGCCAAGCAACGCCCAAGCCAGCCACUGCAUUUCUAAGAUUUCUGUCAUAUGGUUUGCCAUGGGCAGCAUGGCUCCUGAAUGUGGCCUUGCUCAUUACACCUCGUUACCAGAAGGCGGACAUAUCUCUAUGUCUCGGAGGCGACUUCCUUCAGGAACAAUUGGUGGCUACUGGAAACACAAAUGCAACCACACUACCGUCUUUGUGCGAAUACCGAGCCUACCAUCUUGGAAUCGUUCGAAGCACGGAAGAAUUGACUGGGGCAUCUGCCCUGAGUGCCGAAGAUGAUAUAAAUGAUCUGGCAGCGGACGAUUUCUUCAACAGUUUUGCGCUGGGAGCCUCCUCUGUCCCUGUCACUCUGGGGUGCAUUCUCAUGUGCAUCUGUUGCGGUCCCGUCUUGCUCGGCGAAUUUGCCAAGGGCCAAUCUAUGCUAUGGAAUAUUUCUUUUUUGGUCCAUUUCAUUAGUGCACUCUUUAGUGCCUUGACAAUGCUCUUUUUGCAAACAGACAUGUGUCAAGAAGACCAAAUAUGUACCACCCUACAGGAGAAUGACCGCUAUUCUGCAAUGACUUCUUCCAUUCUUGGUUUUAAUGGUGCCAUUGCGGCUUUGAAUGAUGGGGAUAGUGAUCCCAUCAAUGUCGAGUGUCAACAGACUUGCUCGGUCGACGCGGGGUUCUAUCUGUCCAUUGUAACAACUGUGCUCUGGCUCUCGGCAUUUGGAGGAACAGUCAUGCUGAAAAAGGCCAAUGCCAAGAUUCAUCCAUAG
Molecule: messenger RNA, 849 nt
Organism: Cylindrotheca closterium
Lineage: Eukaryota; Bacillariophyta; Bacillariophyceae; Bacillariales; Bacillariaceae
Source: the annotation of a GenBank genome assembly